Messenger RNA from Cyclopterus lumpus (lumpfish), 1603 nucleotides. It is a transcript of the gene mapk12b, whose product is annotated as mitogen-activated protein kinase 12b. Bases 281 to 1444 code for a protein of 387 amino acids. The transcript is spliced from 11 exons. The record is from RefSeq and is a predicted model, not a curated record. Gene Ontology annotation, molecular function: ATP binding; MAP kinase activity. Lineage: Eukaryota; Metazoa; Chordata; Actinopteri; Perciformes; Cyclopteridae. Gene Ontology annotation, biological process: intracellular signal transduction; protein phosphorylation. Gene Ontology annotation, cellular component: cytoplasm; nucleus.
GUGUGCGUGUGUGUGUGUGUGUGUGCGUGUGUGUGUGCGUGUGUGUGCGUGCGUGUGCGUGUGUGUGUGUGUGUGUGUGUGUGUGUGUUGGGGGUGGAUACCCCUCAAAGCGCUCAAGUGGUCGCUGGAUUAUCUGGAGGAAUUUGCGCCGCACCAAAGCUCUCCUCUGCCGGACGGACAGCGCGUCUUUGGGCGCUUUGAAAUAAACAAAACAAAGUUGUCAGUUGGUUCCCAUGAGCGGACCCACAUCCUGACCUCAGCCUCGACUAGUCCGUACGGUAUGGCUGUGCGGUCCAGGACGGGAUACUACCAACAGGAGGUAAACAGAACCGCGUGGGAGGUUCCGGAGAGGUACCGGGACCUGAAGCAGGUCGGAACCGGAGCCUACGGGACGGUGUGUUCAGCAUGGGACCGCCGGAUGGGGACGCAGGUGGCCAUCAAGAAACUCCAUCGGCCCUUCCAGUCUAAACUUUUUGCCAAAAGGGCGUACAGGGAGUUGCGACUCCUCAAACACAUGAAGCACGAAAACGUAAUUGGGCUGAUGGAUGUUUUCACCGCUGAGAUCGCGUUGGACCGCUUGCGUGACUUUUACCUGGUGAUGCCGUUCAUGGGCACUGACCUCGGCAAGCUGAUGAAGCUGGAGAGAUUAUCCGAGGACAGGGUGCAGUUCCUCGUCUAUCAGAUGCUGAAGGGACUGAAGUACAUCCACUCUGCAGGGAUCAUCCACAGGGACCUUAAACCUGGAAAUUUAGCCAUCAACCCGGACUGUGAGCUAAAGAUUCUUGACUUUGGCCUGGCGAGGCAGGCCGACGCGGAAAUGACCGGCUACGUCGUGACGCGCUGGUACCGAGCGCCCGAGGUUAUCCUCAACUGGAUGCACUACACACAAACUGGUAAACCCUCGUCACGUUUUGUGUCAUCGGGGGUGGAGGAAAAGGCAAAGAGAAAGCUGACGUUUUUCUCUCUCCUUGCAGUGGAUAUUUGGUCGGCAGGUUGUAUCAUGGCAGAGAUGGUGCUGGGGAAGCCGCUGUUCAAAGGGAGCGAUCACCUGGACCAGCUCCGAGAAAUCAUGAAGAUUACAGGAACCCCAGCGGCUGACUUUGUUGUGAAGCUACACAGCCAAGACGCCAAAAACUACAUCAGAAGUCUGCCAAAGGUGCCAAAAAAAGACUUGCACUCCCUUUUCUCCAAAGCUAGCUCAAAUGCGGUGUGCGUCCUGGAAAAGAUGCUGCUCCUGGACCCGGAGCGGAGGGUGAGCGCCUCGGAGACGCUCGACCUGCCUUUCUUCAGCGAGUACGGAGAGGCUGAGGAGGAGAGUGAGGCGCUGCCUUAUGAUCAGACCAUGGACAACACAGACCUGCCGCUGGACCAGUGGAAACGUCACACUUUCACAGAGAUACUGACCUUCAGGCCGCCCAGGGACUCCAAAGAGACAUCACUUUAGGACCAGACACACAUACAUACACACAUCGUGCUCACGUACACACACCUGCACCCCCCAAAAAUAUAUAUUUUCUUGUUGACUUUGACUGUGUUCGUGUCGGAGUAAUAGAUGCGAUUAGUUUGUUAAAGUUCCAAUAAAUGCGAUAUGCUCAGUUGUUAA